AUGAACCAGCUUUUCCCACCAAAACCGACUUUCACAGAACAGAACCUGUCGAACCAAGCAGGCAGAGUCUUUAUCAUCACAGGCGGGGCAUCCGGCAUCGGAUUAGAACUCUGCAAGAUCCUUUACGCAGCCAACGCGACUAUAUAUAUCGCAACACGUUCAAGCGAGAAGAUAGCCACGGCAACCAAGACCAUCAAGACCAUAUACCCAUCAAGCAAUGGCCGACUCGAGCCACUCAUCCUCGACCUCGCAGAUCUGAAAACAAUCAAGCCAGCAGUCGAAACUUUCCUUGCCAAAGAGACAAGACUAGAUGUACUGGUACACAACGCCGGCGUCAUGAUGCCGCCUCAAGGCAGCAAAACUGCCCAGGGCCACGAGUUACAGAUCGGCACAAACGCGCUUGGCCCGUUUCUCCUAACACAGUGCCUGGAGGAGAGAUUACAGGCUACCGCUCGGCUUGAAGGGAUGCCAAGAGGACGCGUGAGAGUAAUCUGGGUCGCGAGUAUGAUAUCGCUUGGAGCACCCAAAGGUGGUGUAAUCUGGGAUGACGCCAAGGGUGCGCCGAAGCUGUCUGGUGAUUCUAUGAGCGAUUACAUGCAGGGCAAAGUCGGCUGCGUUUUUCUUGCGGAUGAGUUUGCAAGGCGAGUGAAAAAAGAUGGCAUCAUCUCUGCGAGCGUGAAUCCAGGAAUAGUCAAGACAGAGUUGCAGAGACAUGCUCCAGCAGCAAUGAGUGUCGUAAUGGGUGUCGUUUUCAAAGGGCCUAAAUACGGCGCUGUGGCAGGCGCUUACAGCGAGCUCUUUGCAGCUUGUUCACCAGAUGUCUCUGUAGAGAAGUCUGGUUCGUACAUUAUCCCGUGGGGAAGAUUCGGGUGUAUCCUGGAAGACAUUGCGGAGAGAAUGAAGCCGGGAUCAAGCGGGAAGAAGUUCCUGGGAAAGAAGUUUUGGAACUGGUGUGAGAGGGAAACCUUGUCUUAUCAAUGA
Molecule: messenger RNA, 981 nt
Organism: Colletotrichum phormii
Lineage: Eukaryota; Fungi; Ascomycota; Sordariomycetes; Glomerellales; Glomerellaceae
Exons: 5
Coding region: 1-981 (326 amino acids)
Source: RefSeq, a predicted model, not a curated record